AUCGCGAAGAAAAAAAAAUCAUUACCCAAAAUCCCUUGCCGUACUUAACUUUUUUCUUCGCCGCCAUAGAAGCGAAAUUUUACUAUUUAGGCCUUUAUUUUGUAAAACAUUUACUUUAGAUGCAUUCAAUAACAGUAUGCGUCUUGAUUAAACGUAAUCAUGAAUGACUGAUUGUUUACUUACCCACCUGAUUUAACGGAAGUGAUGAUGAUGGGACCGGGUAAUCAAAAUUAAUGUUUACUUGGUUUCUUAAUUUUUUUUGUCUUGUAUUUCGAUAAUUUACAGACUGGAAGAUAUGGGAACUCGAGGAAUACCUCUGGAUAAGAUCAAUUUACGUUUGAUUUUGGUGAGUGGAAAAACAAAGGAGUACCUGUUCUCCCCUAAUGACUCCGCGGGAGAUAUAACAGAGUCCGUAUAUAGGAACUGGCCUUCAGAAUGGGCUGAUGAGAGUUUACCUGGCAGUAAUAUUCUACGACUCAUUUAUCAAGGAAGGUUCCUACAUGGAAAUGUAACACUAGGAGCUUUGCAACUACCACAAGGGAAGACAACUGUCAUGCAUUUGGUGCCCCGAGAAAACUUACCAGAGCCAAACAAUCAAGGACAGUUAAAGAAAGACAAAAGUGGUGAGAGCAACUGUAGUAAUUGCUGUGUUAUAGUGUGACGUCUCAUCUUCAUUAUCUUCUCUUCUUUUAUCCGACACUGGGGAGUGCUGGGCAGGGAUCGUGUUCCGUCAACACUGACCAGUCUGCCACAGACUCAACUACAUAUUGACUUUUAACUAUAGCUAGUCUGUGAUAACAAUAUAUAGAGGGGACGUGAUCGGAGGAUUUUCAGGGAGCAUCUACAGACACAUCUCGGCAUUGAUUUACAAAGUCACAAAAAGGAACAAGAAGUAAAAUAAACAGGAAUUCAAUGUAAACAGUUAGAAUUUCAUAGAAAAUCUUUCCAGUACCAUUAAUUCUGAAUUGUUAGAAAGUUCAGAUCAUGCAUAAUAUUACCAUUUCUGGAUUAAUGUGCAAGUAUAACCAAAUAAGGAUUGUUAAAAAUAAUCAAAACAGUCUUAAUAUAAAAAUCAAUAUGAUUAUUUGUAAAGAAAUAAUGUACAUAAGAGUAAAUUAGCCAGUACAAACCAAAUCCUCUGAGCAGUUAUUGUAAACUAAUUUGUGAAAUAGAUAUAAUGUUAUUUUCGGAAGCUAGAUGCUAUUUCAUAAUUAUGAAAGAGCCAGUAAUGGUGGCUUGACUACAUUAGACAUGGCACUGAUUUAUAAGUCAAUACAAUGCUAGCUUCCUUGAUGCGAGAUGAGUUGGGCCCGGUUUUUGUCAGUUGUUCAGUGUUAUUGGCAGAAGAAUUCUUGAAUGAUUAAGUCCUUUUAGAUCACGUAACAAAAAAGGACACAUUUUACAGUCCAAGGCUUUUCACUUCGUUCAUUAACUCUGUUCUACGACUGACAGUCAGCGCCCUUCCUGCACCUCUUUUAUUCAGUAUAUAUCUUGUCUAUAAUAUUGAUUUUUGAUGUUUUUCUAGAGAAAUAUAUUGUUUUUUAAAAAAAUUGCAUUUUCAAUCACCAUGUAUGAAAAUGUGUUUUUAUAUAGUGAUGAAUUAAGUUGUUUUUAUUUGUUGAUCUUAAUUCAAGUGAAAUUGCUGCCUAGGUGAUUGAGAAACUUAAAAGAAUGUAAGAUUUUAAUGUCCUGAAUUGAACACAAUUGAUUUAAAUGAUGAUGAUUUUCUGCAACACCAUUCCUUCAUAAUAAUACAGCUACAGAACUGUAUGUAUCUGCAAUCAUAUCAGACAAACUGGAGUAGCUUUAAAUUAUAUCAGAAAGAAAUUCUUCUGAAAGCCAGUGAAGUCUGGAUAAAAACAAAAAAAUUGAUAUUUGGGAACAAAUUGUAUGAUAAAAAUAAAACAGUUGUUUUCAGGUACAUUCGACAACAUUGCAUAAUUGAUAUGCAGAAGUGCAUUUUAAACAGAUAGAUAGUUUUGAGGAUAAUUUUCAUUAUUAAUGGAAGGAAAGUGAAAGCGUGAAGAAUGAAUAGAUGUAUAAUACUGUGUAUUGUAUCCAGUGAUGUGUCAAAACCAGAUAUGUGAUGCUUUAUAGACAGACUGAAUGACUUGUGCAUUUAAUGACAUAGUUAAUACUUCUAAAUCAUUCUCUUUUUUUGCUUACUUAUUCAACAGGAAAAAGGGGUCUACUUUUUAUAUUUUCUUUAUAUAAUUCAGUCUCUAUAAAUAGUUUAUGAUUUAUUGAAUAACUAACGAAUAUUAGUAAUUAAUGCACAAAUUUUUAAAUUUCUAUCCACAUUUUGCAGAUUUUCAUUAUGCUUUUGUAUUGUGUUAUUUUGAGCUACAGGUUUUAGGAAUGUAAUGUCUUUUUCAUAUAGAUGAGCCAUUUAAAUUGCAUUGCACAUUUAAAGCAAACUACUUGCAGGUUCUUGUUGCACCAAAAUGCUUUAUGAUGCUUCUAUGAAACUAAAAUUCCUUCUGCAAUAUAAAUGUAAUUAAAUUGAUAAAGAUCAAUUGAGAAAAUUAGAAUGAUUUUAAAAAUGUUUUUAUUUUAUUAGUUAUGAAUAAGGAAAUUUAAAGUAUUAUAUGGCAGAUGAAUAAAUUAAAAUCAGGUAUGGUCCAAGAUACCAGACACAAAUAUAUGGUUUAUAUUUGGUUAAAUUGAUUGACACUUGCAGUAUAUUUGCUCAGAUUAGUUUUGGUUUGUGUUGUCUAUAUAUUUUUAUAUUGACAGGAAAGCUAUUGUAUAAUAAAUAAAAAAUGAUAUAAAGGUAUAACCCACAAGCAGGAAUAAAAAAAAAAAAUUCUUGCAUGCUAAAUCUGACAAUUUUAAUGUCUUUGAUGUUAUUAUUCAGUAUUGUAUGGUAGGGGAAUACAUGUUGAAAGGUGAUGCUCUGCAAAUUGAUUUACCAAAGUUUCAUGGUUAGCCUUACUUUAAGAAAGCCUUGGCAGCUUCACUCUAUGCAGUUUACAGGGAAAAAAAUAUUUGGAUAUAUCAAGCUAAAUUUCAGAUGACUAGCUUUUUUAAAUACAGUAUCAUUUAGGGGUUUGCUGAAGAACUAAAGGGUUUCCCUGAAUUUUUAUUUGCAAUUUGAAAUAUCCAAAUAUGUUAUUAAAUGUAACGGGGAAGAAAUAUAAAGACUGUCUCAUUAAGUUAUAGUAAAGAUAAAAUUGGUAUGCAAAGUGUUUAAAGUCAUUGAAAAUUGAAUGUAUUUGGACCAACAGAACUUUUUGCUAUAGAAAUUUGCAUUAGAAGAUAACAUCUGUAUAUACUGAAUUGUCAUCAUGAUCACAAUCUUGAAUCAGGUUUGUUGGAGUAUGUCUCGUUUUAUUUUGAAUGUAAUAACAGUACAGUGGAUGUCUUUUUUCCGUGAUUACAAGUGUAUUCUUGUAACAUUUUUUAUGUACUCUGAUAAGCCUUUUUCAGUCUUGUUUCUUUAUUUUAUUUCUGAGGGAAUUUACUGAUACACAAGAAAGUAAUACUUUCUACCAGCUUUAUUUCUGAAUUCAUGAUGUGGAGCAUUUUGUUAUAAAUAUUUAUAAGUAUUUGAAGAAUGGUUUGUGACUGAACAAACAGCCUUAAAGAAAACACGAAUUUUGAAUGUCAAACACCAUUACAAGAAUAAAAUUUUAGUUGCAACACAAUCCACUGGUUUUUGUGUCCUUUACCACAAGUACACCACAAGUACAAAUUAAAGUGUGUAAAAAUAAGGGACACAGAAACCAGUGGCAGAUGCAGAAAGAUUUCCUGAAUUUAUUGUCUUUGAUAUUCAGCUUGUAAAUUAGACAUUGUAAUAAUUAUCUAAGGAAGUCAUCAUUAAACAAGCCAACCUACAGAUGACAAAGUUGGUGCUCAACUUAAAUGUAGUGACUUGUUAUAUAUCUGUAAAUUUUGAAUUGUAUGUAUAUCUUGUUGAUAUGUUUUUUCUUGUGUAGUUUAAUCCAAUUCCCCAAACAAAGACUAUGCUGUGAAGUGCAAUACAUGUAAAGCGAAAUUUUAAUGUGAAAAAAAGCUGCCAUGUAUAAGAAUGUGGAUUAUUGUAUGUCGUUGGAGGACUGCAUCUUUUGAAUUGUUAAGGAGACAGAUUUUGUGAUACCUAGUUGUUAUUUACACUGAUAUAUUGCUGUCAUGUCAUGGGCUGUCCUGGAUAGUCCCUUUCUUGUCUGAUUUUAAGGGGCAGGUCAUUCAAUGAUACAUGUUGUGGAUCUGUCACAUCAUAAAAAAAGUAAUUAAAAUUUUUAAUGAUGAAA
Molecule: messenger RNA, 4253 nt
Organism: Saccostrea cuccullata (small rock oyster)
Lineage: Eukaryota; Metazoa; Mollusca; Bivalvia; Ostreida; Ostreidae
Product: ubiquitin-like protein 3
Exons: 5
Coding region: 296-661 (121 amino acids)
Molecular function (GO): protein binding
Source: RefSeq, a predicted model, not a curated record